Messenger RNA from Hydractinia symbiolongicarpus, 4397 nucleotides. RefSeq names its product bifunctional 3'-5' exonuclease/ATP-dependent helicase WRN-like. Gene Ontology annotation, cellular component: nucleus; cytoplasm; chromosome. The transcript is spliced from 3 exons. Gene Ontology annotation, biological process: telomere maintenance; double-strand break repair via homologous recombination. Lineage: Eukaryota; Metazoa; Cnidaria; Hydrozoa; Anthoathecata; Hydractiniidae. Gene Ontology annotation, molecular function: four-way junction helicase activity; ATP binding; 3'-5' DNA helicase activity. The record is from RefSeq and is a predicted model, not a curated record. The annotation marks the transcript as partial.
UCUAUCGGUUGUUGCCAUUUGUAUGUAUCAGGUUGCGCAUCUUCUUCACCUCUGGUUCUAGUUGUGUCUCCUUUAAUUUCCCUGAUAGAAGAUCAAGUAGCUUCAGCAAAUUCCUUGUCUGCUUUGGGAUUAGAGGCUUCCAAGUUGGAUAUAGAUUGUUAUAAAAAGAUUUGUUGUGGAGAGUACAAUAUUCUCUUUGGUACACCAGAGUCAUGGCUUGAUAAUUUGAAAUGGAGAGAAUUUUUAUUGAGUAAAUAUGUGGUGGAUGUUUGUCUUGUGGUGGAUGAAGUUCACAAAGUAACUUGGGGUGUAGCAGCAAACAGAAUUGAUGAACCGUUCCAUGAAGCAUUUGGCAGAAUUAGUGAGAUGAGAUCAAUUUGCCGUCAAAAAUUGCCAGUGCUUGCCCUCAGUGCAACAGUUGAUGUUGAUCUUACUCAAUUAAUAGUCAGCAGUUGUGAUUUGUCGAAGGAUUUAAAUAUCAUAUCCACUUGUAGUUAUAGAAAGAACAUUCGUUUGACAAUCAUUGACAUCCGUGAUCGUGAAAAUGUUGAAAGUUUAAGAUGGUGUGGAACCAGUAUAGUGGAACCAGUGAUGGCUUUGAUUUGGAUUCUUAAUUCCCUGGUGUCGGACUGUAACUUCGUAAUUUAAGUUAUCUCCUAUAAUCUAGUGUAAAAACUGUAAUUUGUAUAAGUAAAAAAAUCCGAAACUUGGAGGCAAAUAUUUGUUUUAAUGAAUCAUUACCUGGUACUCAACGUUGCAUUGUUUAUCUGCUUCGAUUUGCUGUUUCCAACUUUUAACUGCUUUAUCAUGAUCUGUAGCUAGUUUUUUGUUUUUGUUCAGUGCGGUAGUGUAGCCAUUGGUGAUACCUAGCGCAUUAAACCAUUUAAACGUUUGUUUCUUUGCACCAGCUGCAAUCAAUAACUGAUCGUUUCUGUGAGCUACAACACACCCCCUGCCCCUUCCAUACCUUGCUUUAAACAAAAUCCUAAAGCAUGCAGUCCGGUGUCCAAUGCUUUUUCUAGGAAUAAAGUAGUAGUGCUCGGUUAUUAUUUACGUAUAGUAUAUAUUUUGGUACUACCAAAGAACUUUUCUUACUUGGUUUCAGUUACACCAGUCGCCCCCCUGAUAGCAGAUGAUAAAAUGGGACAAAGUUUGGUCAUUUUUUCCAAAAAUAUAUCAUCCUUGAAAUUCAAAAGAGAAUCAACAGAUGCAUCCGUCAUAGUCGAAUCGCGUUCCACAAUGGCCAUCUCUUGCUUGCAUAUAUUUUCGACCUCCUGCUGCAUAGUCAGCAUUAUUUGAGAAUCACUCUAAUAAAAGAUAAAGUUGAAAAAUAUGUCCGCAAAGAUAGGGGGAAACAAGAUUUGUCGAAAUAUAUGUAAACAACGCAUUACAUGUUCACCACUUUCCCAUUUUUUCCUGUUACUUCUUACAGCUUUCCACUUCAACCUAAAAAAUUCUGCCUUUUCUACAACAGCUAUCCCUCUGUAGCAUGUGCCACACAUUGUUCCAUUUAAACACUUUUUGUUGGCAUUAUCACUUUCAGGUUCUUCUCCGUGAAUGAACAAAAACCCAAUGUCUUUCAGCCUCUGUAUUUCUUUGGGCUACAAUACUUGCCUAUGUUCUUUGGAGUUUUUAUACUCUUUUAAACAUAGUCUACAAAACGAAGGCAUACUAAGGUGUUUGUUUACAUUUUUGGAUAUACAUGUUUUCUCAAAUUUACCGCUUUAAACUUGAUCGAGAUUAGCGCUCUCUCCCUCCUGCAAAAAGACAUAGCUUGGCCAAAAACUCUGUCUCAAGUUGCAUAAUAGUAUCGGCGGUGGAGGGAAAGUUUUAGAAUUAAAAUCUUCUUAGUUUUAAUGCUGUGGAUGUUUUGUGGAAGCUACUCGGUUGUAUGUUAGCUAGGUAUCCUUGCUUGAUAAUUGGAUUAGGCUAGCAAAUUUGAUUGUGUAAACCUAUGGAAAAGUAUUAUACGUUCUCAUUGAGGCUUUGGAGUUUAAAACGAAGGAAUUCCGUAGGGAUAGCAAAGCUAGUAGAUCUACGGCGACCUUUAAAACGAAAACAAAAGAACAAGAAAAACAAUCAAACGAAAACAAAUAAAAAAAGUAUCGUUAACAGGAAGGUUGCAAUUGAUAGUGUCUCAGAAUGACAAGGAAGAAAAGAUUUUCAUUAGAAGAGACAGAGAUAGGAAAGAGAAGAGAAGAAAAAGAGAAAAGAGAGCAAUUCAAACAUUUUUGGAUUAGUUUUUGUAAAACUAUGUUAUAUUAUUGUUAGUGAAAAAUAUUUUUAAUUUUUUUUUGAAAGUUUUGAUGGAUACUUUUUCUAAUAAAAUAUUACUAAUUCGUGGGAUAGCUUUAUUUCAGGAGAUAGGAAUUUGUGUACACACUGAGUAGGUUAUGGUAUUAGUUCUUAGGAUGUGGAAUUUUAUGUUAGAUAGUUUAGUGUGAUGAGCAUGUAUUUGAUUCACAGGUAUAAGAAGGUCUUUACAUGAAAUGGGUAACAUUUGUGUGUGGUAUGAGUAGGCAAAAAGGGUGUUUAAAUAUUGAAUAUGGUUCUGAAAUUUUAGAAUUUUUGUGUCAAGAUACAAAGGGUGAACUGUGUCCCGAUUUAGUUUAAAAUUGAUAAUUCUUAAAGCUUUACUUUGUGUACGAGUGAUGUAACAGUCUGACCCCAUGUCAGUGAUGCAUAUGUAAGAUGGGAGUGAAAGAUGGCACAGUAUAAGUUUAGUAGGGUAUCUCUGGAUACAAUGUGCCUUAACUUUGCUAGGACUCCAUUUGCCCUGUUUAAUUUUGGAAGUAAGUCGUUAAUGUGAUGAUCAUAAAUUAGAUUUUGGUUGAUUUGAACUCCAAGGUAUUUUAUUUUUGAGACUAGUUGCAGUUUUUGUCCACUAAGGCGGAAAUUUAAAUGUUUUUUAACUUCUCUGAUGUGCUUAGGGCGAAACAGUAUAAUGUCUGUUUUAUUAACAUUUAGACUAAUUUUGUUUGCUCGUAGACAUAUGUUUAAAAUUUUUAAGUCUUCGUUUACUUCCUUGUUAAUUUUUUAAAGAACUACUACAAUUAAUCAUGCUAGUUUCAUCUGCGAAAUGAAUUAUUUUUGAGUGUUUUAUUGCACGAUGGAGGUCGUUGAGAUAUAUUAAAAAUAAUAAAGGCCCUAAGACUGAGCCAUGUGGGACUCCAUGAAUUAUGCCAGAAUUAUCUGAUGUUAUACCGUUUAUUGUUACAUGUUGUUUACGGUUAGUCAAAUAAGAUUUUAUAAGGCUGUUGGGAAUGCCUCAACACCAUAUUUUUCAAGUUUUUGUAACAGUAUGGAAUGUUCAACUGUAUCGAAAGCCUUUAGUAAAUCUAGAAAGAUGCAACAAGCAAAGUUCCUUUUGUCCAAAGCAGUCCUGACUUCCUCAGUUAGUUGUAGUAGGGCAUGCACGGUAUUAUGUUUCUGCCUAAAACCAUAUUGGUAUUUAAAAAGUAAGAGAUCAUCUUCAAAGAACGAAUAAAAACGUGAGUAUAUAGCCUUUUCAAAAAUUCUAUUUAUAUUGGAAAGUAAGGAGAUAGGGCGGUAGUUUUCAAUACAGGUUUUGAGGCCUUUUUUGUAAAUUGGUACAAUGUUAGAAGUUUUUAGAAUGUCUGGGUAAGUUCCAGUUUGAAAGGAAAAGUUAAUGAUUUUACUUAGAAGUGGACUAAUAGUAGGUGUAAGUAAUUUCAAAAAAGUAGUAGGAAUGUUACCAGGACCAGUGGCUUUAUUUUCCUGUAGAGAGAGUAUCAAAUUUCCUGUUUCUAUAGUAGUAGUAGGCUUCAUAAAAAUAGAGUGUGAGUUUGUAUCUCCCAUAUAGUCCAUUGGAGAGAUGCUAGUGGGUCUGAUUUUAGAUUUGGUAUGUUCAGCAAUUUCACCAAAAAACCUAUUGCAAGAAUUAGCUAUAGUGAGGUUAUUACUAAUAGAUUUAUUGUUUAUUUGCAUUGUGCUAGGUAUAUUUCCUUUGGAGGACUUGGAGUUUAUGAUUUUUUUGAUUCCGUCCCAGGUUCUUUUAAGAUUGUGUUGGUGUUCGUGAAAAAAAUCCUUGAAGUACUUAUCUUUGCUGACUGUUGUGAUUAGGUUGAGUGUAUUUCUAUACUUUUUGAAUUGAGUAAACAAUAAUGCUUUUUUUUUUUCUUUUAGGAAUUUUUUAUAUAUGUGCUGUUUGUAGUUAAUAGAUUUAAGUAUUCCAAAUGUUACCCAGGGUUUUCUGCUUAUUUUAGAUUUUUUUGUAUUGACUUGGACAAGAGGAGCAUGAUUAUUAAUGAUAGAAUUUAAUUUGGUAAUAAGAGGUAGUAGCAACAUUUGGGUCAUUUGAUUAAAAAAGUUCUUCUUUCUAGUCAACAGAAAGUAUGUCUAGGAGGAAAUAGUUUUUAGUAAAAUUUCGAAAGGAA